UUCCUUUGCUCAGCAAUCUUUAUUCAGUUCUUCUUGGGGGUGGGAUGCCUCCCUUCCCAUGCUCCCACCCCUCCCAUCCCAGAGCUCCGUUGGGCUCAGUGUCCUCUGUUGAGGGAAGGUCUUGGUGCCCAGAUGCCUGGUCUGCAGGAGAGGGAGGAACCUUGUCCCUUUGCAGGAGUCGCUGGUCUCUUCUGUUGUGGGGAAGAAGGAAGGUGGGAGGGGCAGUCCACCAGCACUCAGAGCUCCGUUAUGUCUCCAGCUGGGGUUGCAGGGUAGGGGGGACUGGGGGUGUCCCCCAGCCUCAGCAGACGGAGGGCCUCGGGGAUGAGGCUGCCAGGGUAGCGCCAGAGAAGCAGCUCAGAGCAAGGGCUUCUGAGUGGGGGCAGGGCUUGGGGGAAGGCCAUGGGGGGGCUGCAGUAGGGGUGGUCAUUGUGCAGGCUGAGUUGAGAGAAGUGGGUGGCCAUGUUCUCCUCAGACAGAAAUUGCUUGCGCAGAGGCUCCCUGGCGUCCAGGCCCCGAGUCACCCCCAAGGCGGCCCGCGGGAGGCGCUGGGCCCCACCCUGGGGGCCUCGCUCCAAGGGCUGCUGAAGGAUCAUUGGGUUUUGGGGUCCUGCGGGUGGGAUCUGGGCGACAGGGGAGGAGUCUCUGAGGGCGUGGCCCAGCGAGGAUGGGCGUGGCUUUAGGCGGGCACAGCGGCGAGGUUCUGCGCGGGCGCCGAAGAAGGGCGGCGCGUGGCGGAAGGCAGGCUUGCUCCUCGGGGUGGGGGAGGGUAUCCGGCUUAGCGGGGCUGCGGUGGACACCACUUCUUAAUGUCGGGGGUCUUCGCGGCGCUCACCUCGGCUCCUGGGGUUCAGGACGGUACGCAGCAGCCCCCUUCGCGCCGAAGGCAGUAGGGCGCCACGGAGAGGAACCGCUGUAGGCACGUAAGGCCUCGUGAAGUUGCGUGGCACGCGGAGCACUCUGGGACUUGUAGUUCUGGAGAUGGAGCGAGCUGUGCCGCUCGCGGUACCGCUGGGUCAGACAGAGGUGUUCCAGGCCUUGCAGCGGCUCCAUAUGACCAUCUUCUCCCAGAGCGUCUCACCGUGUGGGAAGUUUCUGGCGGCUGGCAACAAUUAUGGGCAGAUUGCCAUCUUCAGCUUGUCCGCUGCUUUGAGCUCCGAAGCCAAAGAGGAAAGUAAGAAGCCGGUGGUGACUUUCCAAGCCCAUGAUGGGCCUGUCUAUAGCAUGGUCUCCACCGAUCGACAUCUGCUUAGUGCUGGGGAUGGGGAGGUGAAGGCCUGGCUUUGGGCGGAGAUGCUCAAGAAGGGGUGUAAGGAGCUGUGGCAUCGGCAGCCUCCAUACAGGACCAGCCUGGAAGUGCCCGAGAUCAAUGCUCUGCUGCUGGUCCCCAAGGAGAACUCCCUCAUCCUGGCUGGGGGAGACUGUCAGUUGCACACUAUGGACCUUGAAACUGGGACUUUCACGCGGGUCCUCCGGGGCCACACAGACUACAUCCAUUGCCUGGCACUGCGGGAAAGGAGCCCAGAGGUGCUGUCAGGUGGCGAGGAUGGAGCUGUUCGACUUUGGGACCUGCGCACAGCCAAGGAGGUCCAGACGAUCGAGGUCUAUAAGCACGAGGAGUGCUCAAGGCCCCACAAUGGACGCUGGAUCGGAUGCUUGGCAACUGAUUCCGACUGGAUGGUCUGUGGAGGGGGCCCAGCCCUCACCCUCUGGCACCUCCGAUCCUCCACACCUACCACUGUCUUCCCCAUCCGGGCGCCACAGAAGCAUGUCACCUUCUACCAGGACCUGAUUCUGUCGGCUGGCCAGGGCCGCUGUGUCAACCAGUGGCAGCUGAGCGGGGAGCUGAAGGCCCAGGUGCCUGGCUCCUCCCCAGGGCUGCUCAGCCUCAGCCUCAACCAGCAGCCCGCCGCGCCCGAGUGCAAGGUCCUGACAGCUGCAGGUAACAGCUGCCGGGUGGAUGUCUUCACCAACCUGGGCUACCGAGCCUUCUCCCUGUCCUUCUGACCUCCGACAACAUCCCCAGCCAGCCCAGGGUUUUAGAGUGUUUUUCAUUUUCUUUUUUACAAUAAAGUUUCAG
Messenger RNA from Macaca mulatta (Rhesus monkey), 2080 nucleotides. It is a transcript of the gene THOC6, whose product is annotated as THO complex subunit 6. Gene Ontology annotation, biological process: mRNA export from nucleus. Lineage: Eukaryota; Metazoa; Chordata; Mammalia; Primates; Cercopithecidae. Gene Ontology annotation, molecular function: protein binding. The record is from RefSeq and is marked provisional. Gene Ontology annotation, cellular component: THO complex; transcription export complex.